AUGUCAGACAACAUUCCUUUUGAAAUACAAGUUGAAAUCAUGAAAAGACUUCCUGUUAAAUCACUGGCGGUAUUUAGAUUGGUUUCGAAAGCAUGGAAAUCAAUGAUCGGCAGCCCUCUCUUUAUUACUGAUUACACCAACCUGCGCCAACGUCAUCGGCUUCUUAUAAGGUACCAUAUCGACACUUUCCCUGAUAUGUUUGAUUCUGAAUUCAAAUAUGUCUCCAUUAUGGAUAAUGAUACUCUCUCCCGACACCCUGUUAGAAAUAUUCCCGUGUCUUUUGAAUUACCAAGCAAACUUGUUGGUAUUUCUCAAGGAUUGUUAUGCUUAUUCGGUUAUUCUCGAGAGGUUAUUUUGUUUAAGCAAACAGCUGUGAUUUGGAAUCCGUCACUUGGAAAAUCUGUUGCCAUUGAUGUGCCUUGUCAGCAGGGGAUAUGUGCAUCUGCUUUAGGUUUUGGGGUUCGUCCUGAUAAUUGUGACCCUAUGAUUGUAUUGAUCAAUGGUGUUGGACAUCCUAUCCCGGUUUUGGUGUUUACCUUAAGCUCACGGGUUUGGAGAGUUUCACGUGGUAAACUGCCUUCUAAGUUAAUUUCUUUUACAUUUUCGUGUCCAGUAGCUACAGAUGAUCGGCGUAUUUAUUGGAAAGCUUAUGAAAGGGGUAUUAAUCUGGUUGUUGCGUUUGAUAUGGUGAGUGAAGACUUUAGGAAAAUGAAACUCCCUGAUAGUGUAACACACCGGUUUGUUGAUGAUUUCUCCAUCUCUUUGAUAAAGGGUUCUCUUGCUCUACUUGAAUACUAUUAUGACGAAGAGAAACUAGUUUAUGGUGUAUGGAUGAUGGUGGAGGAUGGUGUUUCAAAAUCGUUCACAAAGCUAUUCACCAUCAACACACCAAAUGCACCAUUGGAAACUAAAGUAUUAGGCUUUAGGAAGAAUGAUCAACCUAUUAUGGCAACAACGACAGAUGAAUAUGGGGUAUAUGCAUCACUUGAAGUUUAUGAACCACGCACAGGAGCCAUCAUGAAUCUUGGGAUUAAUGGUGUACAUGAUGUGUUCUUUUGUUGUUCCUACACGGAAACUUUACUUCUGUUGGAUCAGUUGAAUGAGCAUUCUGUAAAGGUUCAAUUGCAGUUAUAG
Messenger RNA from Erigeron canadensis, 1134 nucleotides. Its product is annotated as F-box/kelch-repeat protein At3g23880-like. The transcript has a single exon. Gene Ontology annotation, molecular function: protein binding. NCBI's taxonomy places the organism in Eukaryota, Viridiplantae, Streptophyta, Magnoliopsida, Asterales, Asteraceae. The record is from RefSeq and is a predicted model, not a curated record. Bases 1 to 1134 code for a protein of 377 amino acids.